This is a messenger RNA of Adineta steineri, 438 nucleotides long. The record is from the annotation of a GenBank genome assembly. NCBI's taxonomy places the organism in Eukaryota, Metazoa, Rotifera, Eurotatoria, Adinetida, Adinetidae.
AUGCCACCAAAACCCGCCCCCAAUCCAUCUAUUUGUUUUGCACGCUUAGGCAGCAUUGAUGCUAUUGAACAAGAAAAACAAACACAAGAUAAAUUAGUUGUUCUUCUUCUUAAUAUCGAAAAUCCUGAAAGAGCAAGUCUUGAAUAUCGAAUGGUGAAUUGGGGUCAAAAUUUUGAACAUAGUCAUCCAGUGAAAUUUUGUAAAUAUGUUUAUACACCAGACGAUCCUGAAGCAGCAGCAAAUGUCACCAAGACACUCAAUAUUAAUCAUCAAUCAGCAGUUAUUUUUUUAAAUAAUGGAAAAGAACUUGAUCGUAUAACUGAUCUCAAUGAAUCAGAUCCUAAUCGAUCACAUCCACUUGAAACCGAUAAAAUCGAUCAAGAUGAACAACGAGUCAAAGACAAAACCAUUCAAUUAUGUGAUAAUGUCGGUAAAUGA